Messenger RNA from Chironomus riparius, 240 nucleotides. NCBI's taxonomy places the organism in Eukaryota, Metazoa, Arthropoda, Insecta, Diptera, Chironomidae. The record is from the annotation of a GenBank genome assembly.
AUGAAAAUAUUAGUAUCGCUUUUAAUCAUUGCUGUUAUUGCAAUCAAUGAAAGUCAACAAUGUUUAGGUCCACGUAACAUGUGUGCAGGAGCGCAUCAUCAUAGACUACCAAUGGAAGACUAUCCUCAAAUGGAUCAAAAUCAGGCCCAAAGAAGAUUCCCUGAAAAUCCUAACGCAGGUUAUAAUCAUGGACAAAGAAUGAGACCACCACCACCAAGAGAUGUACCACUCCCAUACUAG